CAAUGGAUGUGGAGAAGAAUGAGAGUGAUAAUGAAACGCAAGAGGAACAACAGCAUAAAUUACCAAUUCAUCAUCAUCAUCAUCAGUUUCAGCAUAGACAUGAGCAUCUCAUAAAGGAAGAUUCGUCGAAAGAAAAUCUCUCAAAAGUCUUACGCAAUAUUGCUACAAUCCGGAGACAGCAGCAAGAGACAUCAGUAAAAUCAGUACAGGGAGAAAGCUUUACAUCAUCCUCAGUGUCAUCGACACAAAAAAUGGUUACAACCAUGCAAACAAUCGAAACAUCGUCAUCGAAAAAGGAAACAACAGGUGGCACUGAAUUAUUCGAUGAUGUCGAAAAUACGAACGAAGUAAAAUCAAUGAUGGACUUGAGCGCAUGUCCAAUUGGAAGAACAAUGUUUGCACAACAAAAGCAACAGCAGCAACAAAGCAUUGCGUCAUCAUCAAUGUCAACAAUGUCGAGUACUGAGGCAGUGAAACGUACAAAAACAUUGAGCUUCUUACAUAAUGAAGAUAUAUUGAGCACCUUAGGGACACUUGCUUCCUCUACGAUGCUGCUCCCAGCUCAGAUUGAAAUGGAAAAGUCACCAACGCAAACAUCACUCUUCCGCUCAAUGUCCUUUCAAGAGCGUCGUCAAUAUCAACAGCAAGUAAGCCUCAAGCGUGUUGAAUCUGGAAAGGAAUUGAAAGCGAUUAGCGGAGUGGAUAAUUUCAAUAAUAUGCGAAAGGUCACAAUUUUGAGUCCCAAGCACUCGCUUCAUGAGCUUAAUGAGCGUAUUAAACAUCUACAGCAACAAAUGUACGGAUCGUCGGAAUCCUCACUGUAA
Molecule: messenger RNA, 824 nt
Organism: Chironomus riparius
Lineage: Eukaryota; Metazoa; Arthropoda; Insecta; Diptera; Chironomidae
Source: the annotation of a GenBank genome assembly